ACUCGAAGUAUACGCCUAGCAUUUGGCGGCUUGAAUUGAAUAGGUUUUCAUUCAUUAACAAUUGCUACUUUGACAUUCCUGGUUUCGUGGUUAAAAAUGAUUCUUAAACGUGACAAACAUGGGGUGUCAUCAAUAUUCGAGCAGAUGAACCCGUUAAUCACAUUAAACACUGAUUACACUGGCAUUCAGUCAGUCACCUGUAUGACGACAAAACUAAAGACAAAAUGGAUGGAGCAGCCACCGGGCAGAUUAAAACGUCAAUCAGCUGUCAUAAUAAUAACGCCUUCGAACCUAGUGAGCUAGUAUUUUCAACUGAUUGUGGUGCAGUGAUGGCACAGGGAGAGAUAAUCUCCGCAGAAGAGGGAACAACAUAUAUAACAGUUCCAUUUCAUUUGAUUCAGGAUGUUGCUUCUCAGCAGAAUUUGUUGCUGAAAACAAUUCCUAGUAAUGCUGUUUUUCUCGAUGCUAGUCAGAUUGCUCUUAUAGCAGAUACUUCUAGUCAAGUAAUUCUUGGUGGAGUCCCAGAUAAUGAUGCUGAGAUAGUCAUUGAAGCGGCUGAGGUACCAGAGGAAACUGUGGAUAUACCUUGUGAUGAAGAACAUCACAAUGAAGUUUCUAUUGCCCUUGAAAAUAUUCAUGAAACUGGACAAACAGUGUGUCUUCCUAUUGAAACAACACAAAAAGAAAGUGACAUAGCAGACAGUGCAGUCAGUGAAAAAACUGUAAGAUUUGAACUGCCCAGCUCUGAUCCUGGGGCAGGAACAGCUGAAUCCUUUGAUCCUCAGAAAUUGGUGCAAGCAGGACAAAACCAGAAGACAAAGGAACCAAAUGUUGAACCACCGAUGAGGAAGGGUCCUUUUAUCUGUGAGACGUGUGGUAAAGAAUUCUCCAAAUGGGCUCAGCUACGGAGGCAUAUAAAGUGUCAUAUUGAUGAUAAACCUCAUAGAUGUAUAAAAUGUUCAUCAUCAUUCAAUGUUGAGUCAAACCUUAUUCUUCACAUGGCAACCCACAAUGUUGAUGAUCCAAAAUGCCCUGAAUGUGGAAAAUCAUUUGCGCGUAUUGCAAGUUUAAAGGCUCAUGUGAUGCUGCAUGAGAAAGAAGAAAGUCUUUUCUGCACAGAAUGUGGAGAUGAAUUUUCACUGCAGUCACAGUUAGAUGCUCACAAAAAGGAGCAUGCUGCCGAGUGGUUAAACACCUCGAAGUUGAUCAGCUGUCGUCAUUGUCAUCGUCAGUUUACACGUGCCUCAGCUUUGAAGGAACACAUGAGAGAUCACUAUAAGGUAAAAGCUUGUUUGUCUCGGAAAAGUCAUAAACGAAGGAGAGAUAAAAAUUCAUACAUACACAAGUGCAAUAUUUGUAGCAAGUCAUUUCAGAAACCAUCUCAGCUGGUGCGACAUUUGCGGAUCCACACUGGCGAGAAACCAUUUAAGUGUGAAAUUUGUCAGAGAGCAUUCAGUCAGAAGUGGUCUGUUCAGAUACAUAUGGCAAAGCACAAUGGCUUAAAACCUUUCAGAUGUGACUUCUGUAAAGCCAGUUUUAGCCAAAAAGGCAAUCUUCAUGCUCAUGUACUCAGAGUUCAUGCAAUACCUCAGUCAGGUGAACAAGUAUUUAGAUGUAUGGAAUGCCCAUGCGUCUUCAAGAAACUGGGAAGUCUGAAUGCGCAUAUGAGCCGUAUGCACUGUUCAGACUACAGGGUUUGUGCUGUGCUUGAUCCGGAAGAAGCCAUGAAGGUAAAUGUUAAUGCUGUCAUGACACAGCUGCAAGGAUUACAAGAAGCGAUAGAAGGGCCAUCAAAAAAAACCGAAGAAAAGGCUGCAGACCCUAAAGACAUUUUGCAGCAAGCUUUAAUGAAAAGUGGCCUAUCUGAUAAAACAUCUCCUCCAGAAGCAGUAAGAGAAGAAACACUUCAGACAGAUUGUCCAAGCCAGUCUAGUGAAACAUCUAAAAGGCAGAAAAGUUCUCUUAUUACCUUGGCAGACAAAGCACUUGAUGGAAGUGUGAGGAGAUAUAUAAUUAGACAAAGGCGAGUGGGAAGGAUCAGAUGGCACCAGUGUUCCUACUGUUCAAAGGAGUUCAAGAAACCUUCAGAUCUUGUGAGACAUAUUCGGAUACACACUCGUGAGAAGCCAUACAAGUGCCUGCACUGUUACAGAUCAUUUGCUGUGAAGUCCACCCUCACUGCUCAUGUCAGGACACAUACAGGGGUGAAAGACUACACUUGUGUUAUAUGCCUCAAGCAGUUUUCUGCACCAAGUAGCUUAAAUGUGCAUUUAAGGAUGCACACAGGUAAAAAACCAUUUUCAUGUCAUAUCUGUAAUAAAUCAUUCCGGACGUCAGGUAGUCGUAAGGCGCAUAUAUUAUCACAUGAAAAAGAAGAUGCAGCUAAACAGAAAAAUGGUGACAACUCUAAAACUGGUUCAAAUAAUAUGCCAGAGGUAAAAUUACAGGACCCAAUCAUAAUCACAACAACAGGUUUUGACCAACAAACGCCUCGGAACAGUGAGUUGUUUCCAGUAGAUAACCGUGAACGUCCAUUCAAGUGUGACUACUGCAAUGCCAGUUUUCGGAAAUCAAAUCAGUUGAAGAGGCAUAAUCAUAAGCAUACUGGCGAGAAGGCCUUCAAAUGUGACAUCUGUGAUAAGAGCUUCAUCUCAAAUGCAUCACUGAAGACACACUUGCGAACACAUGAAGGAGCAAAGAUCUACAGUUGCCCAUUUUGCGACAAUAAUUUCUCAACCAACAGCAGCCUUAAGAGACACAUGGUGACACAUAGUGAGAGUCGGCCAUUUAUGUGUCCUUACUGUCGUAAAACAUUCAAAACGUCUUUUAAUUGUAGAACACACAUGAAAACUCAUCGGCAGGAAUUAGUGCUUCAGGCUCUUCAACAAAGGACAGAUAAAGAAGGUAACAGGGAUUUAAAUAGUAGUAACUUCCCACCUGAUGGCUUGGGCCCAGAUUUCACUCAGGCAUUCUCAGAUAAUCCUUUUAAUGUAGCAGAAACAGGGUCACAAGAUAACAUCGAAUCGGACUUAACGCAAACGACACUUACCCAGCCAUUAACAGCAGAGGAAGUGAAUCAUAGUAGCAGUCCUGCAAACAACGCAAGUGUGAUCACACACACACUUCAUGAUCAACAGAAUUGUGCAAGUGUAAUCACACACACGUUGCACGACCCUCAGAACAGUGCUAGUGUAAUAACACACACCCUUCAUGCUGAUGCAACAGGAACAAUUACUUUACCAGCCCUCGAAGGACAGAGUACUUUGACACAGGAAAAUAUUCAGGAACUGGAAAGGACCCUCAAUGAGCAAAUAUUUGGAAAUGAUUCAGAUGCUACGCAAUUAGCAAAUGGAAAUUGCCAAGACCCAGGAAUUACAAUUUCUGAAAUAGAGGUGAAGGAAGUGGAGAAUCUUAUUGCCAAUGAUUCUGAAACACAUGCUAAUAUUGAACCAGUGGUACAUACUGAAUCUGCAACACAGGAUGAACAGCCUGAUACCACUACAGCAGAGCAAGAAGUAGUUGUGCAGAGUACUUCUGAAACUCAUGAAGGAAAUACACUUGAAGAAGUAUUUGAAUCACAAGGCUUUGAUACAUCUGUUUUCUUAUCUGUAAAUUUACAGGCUCCUGAUACAUUGGCAUUAGCUUUGUCGAACAUGCUGCCACAGUCAGAUCUUUCGAAGAAAAAUGAAGUACCCAAGGACGGUGAGCAAGUACAGCAGGCUCAGUCUACCGUUGAGGAAGUAGUUGAUGAAAAUUAUGCUUUACUGGGUGACAGCUUCCAGAAUCAGUUAUUAGUAGAUGAAAAACAGCACAAGUGUAACCAGUGUGGCAGAACUUUCAAGAAAUUAAGCUACCUCAAUGUGCAUAUGAGAACACAUACAGGCGGGAAAAUAUAUGCAUGUUUAAUAUGCAACAAAAAAUAUGUUAAUUUUUGCACACUUCGAGGCCAUAUGAAAAGUCACACAAAAGGAGCUGAGCUUAUGUGCCAAGUAUGUAACUACCGCUUUCCAGAUUAUACAACACUUUGCCAGCACAUGAUGGAACAUACAGAGGAGAGGCCUUUCCAGUGCAGUGUCUGUGACAUGCAAUUUCAUUCUGCUGCACAUAUGCGCCGGCAUUUAAGAACGCAUACAGCAAGUGAAAGAGCUGGCAGGGGAAAUGGAGAACGUGUUCUAAGAGGUCGACAGAGAGCAUCAGUUAUUCGCUUAAGUGCUGAAGAAACUCAGGUCCUGGCACAGCGACCACUGGAACAGGCUGGUUCAGUGUCGGAGAGGGUGCUAAUAGCAUCAGCUGCUGAAAGGGAUCGAAUUAGUGAAAUAAAGGAUCCUCACCAGCGGUACAAGAUGGAGCCUCUAUAUGCUAAUAAAUGCAAAUAUUGUCCAAAGAGUUUUAAGAAGCCUUCCGACUUGGUACGCCAUGUCCGUAUCCACACUGGUGAACGCCCAUAUCAAUGUAGUUUCUGCAAUAAGUGUUUUACAGUGAAGUCAACAUUAGACAGCCAUCUAAAGACCCAUGGAGGGCAGAAAACAUUUUCAUGUCAUGUAUGUGGCUUCUUCUUUUCAACAAAAGGAAGUUUGAAAGUACAUAUGCGUCUUCAUACAGGAGCCAAACCAUUCAAGUGUCCAGUGUGCGACGCAAGAUUUCGGACGUCAGGGCACCGAAAAGCUCAUCUUGCUUCGCACAUUAAAGAAACCAGUAGACUGAACAGACAAAGAAAGCAGCCUAAACCAACUGUGAAGGAUCAAGAGAAAAAUACUGAAAAUAUGGUAACUGAGAGAGAGAUACACCAAGCAGAAAACGAAAAUGCAGAGGCAGAUUUGAACAAUUCCACAUUUUUAGUCACUGGAGACAGUUCUCAAGUUGUCAAUAACUUCCAGUUUCAACUAGCUGAUAGCUUUCAGAUAGAUACUUCAGGGAAUCUGAUACCUACACAGGCCUUACAACUGGAUGAAGCAAUUCUACAACAGAUACAAGCUUCCAAUAUUAUUAUUCAGGCACCAGGAACGGAACAGAGUGUUUGUCAGGAAACAUUUCAAGUGUCAACGGAUGAUCAAAAUUUGGGCACUGUGCGUUUUGAAAUACCUUUUAUAAAUGUUCAGCAGACAUCGUCAGAUAAUGUGACAACCACUGGCGACAUUGUUUUUAAUGUUGAAAGUGAAUUAGAUGUUGAUAUUGACAACAAUGCUUCUUCAUCAACUCCCUCCACAACUUCACGUUUCAGGGUCAGUGACAGUCGCAAAGGUGGCAGAUCUCUAGUGCCUGUUGGUGGUCAGAAGAAGACAGAUGAUGAUUUCUUUGUGUGUCAUGACUGUCAAGUGUGUGGUAAAUGGUUCUCAAAACCAAGUCAGUUACAACGGCACGCUCGUAUUCAUACAGGAGAGCAACCCUUCCAGUGCACUGUAUGUAACAAAAGAUUCAAUCAGAAGGAUGCUUUGAGUAUACAUUUAAAAAGUCACACAGGUGAAAGGCCAUUUGCUUGUCAGUAUUGUGAUUACUCCUUCACACAAAAAGGUAACUUGAAGACCCACAUUAAGCGAGUUCACAGAUUCAGUUGUUCUGAGCUUGGGACGAAAGGUCCACCUACACCCAAAUCAGUUAUUAAGUUAAAACCUUCAAUAAACAGUGAAACUGACGUUGAUAAAAGCCUUGAUCUCGAUAGAGUUGUUGAUGACUUGUUUCCUCAGAUGAACAGUACUUUUCUUACAGACCCCUAAUAUGUAAAUUAUUUGCAUGUUUGCAUGCAUUUUCCAGUACAAAUAUUGUUUACAUCAGAAAUGAUGUUACAACUGCCAUAAAUAUUUAUAAAUGUAAUGCAUUUGCAGAAAAUGUAAUUGUAUAUUUGUAUUGUAAAUAUAUUUUGAAAUUGUGAUUUUUCUUUGCUGUUUAUUUAUAAAAUAUUUUUUUUACUGUUAUUGUAUUUACUUAAAAAGAACUUGCAGUUAAAU
Molecule: messenger RNA, 5945 nt
Organism: Schistocerca cancellata (South American locust)
Lineage: Eukaryota; Metazoa; Arthropoda; Insecta; Orthoptera; Acrididae
Product: zinc finger protein 236-like
Exons: 26
Coding region: 225-5714 (1829 amino acids)
Molecular function (GO): nucleic acid binding; zinc ion binding
Source: RefSeq, a predicted model, not a curated record